CACUCAUGAGUCACUGUUUUUACCUGCCAGUGAAGAACCGGAAGGAUACAGUUUGAGUGGAUUCUACUUACAUUUUUAAGAGAUAAAUAUUGAAAAGAUACUAAUCAAAACGCAUUUGCACUUGUGAUGAGGUGAGUGACCAUGGCGCAGCACUAUGAUGGUCUGUCCCACUGUAAACUGGCCCUGGUGUUUGCCAUAUUGAUGGACCUGCUAGGUGUCUCUGCUCUUCUGGUGGGGGUUUUCGCCCCAUUAGAGAUUAAGGGACAGGACUUUGGGGACCUGUUGGUGUACUCUGGGGCUCUACUGAUGCUCAUGUCCCUGGGAGGAUGGGUCAUGUGGUACAGCGGGAACCUUGAGGGCCUGACCUCCAGGAAGGAGCUAGGGGGAACCAUGGGUGCCAUGGACCGGCUGGCCCGCUCCCUCAGCCGCAGGAUACGACUCCCCAGGAGCCACAGCAGCCCCUCAUGAUGCUUCAUGGUCAGGCGUAGGAGAAGGGUGUGGUUGUAGGGGAGGGUCCUCACUGUCUCCAUUAGACUAUUGGCCCCUGAUAGUCAAACUGCCUGGGGGUCUGGGAGCAGUAUUGUUGGCAUUGAGGGAGUGCUAUUAAAUGAACCAUGCUAUGGCCCGUGAUGUGAACAGGCAAAAGAGGGGUUGGGAGGAGCACCCUUCUCAAACCUAACAGUAAUCUGCGCCGCUCGGUCAUGUUGUCAUCAAGGCAGCAUAUGUUCACAUUUUCAAACUAGUUUUCAAUAGGAAGGCAGAUAAUGAUUGCUUUUGAUAAAAAUUAUUUUUGGUAUGUGUAAACACAGAAUCCUAUUCAUUACUCCAUGCCCGGUUCCAAAACGAAUGUAAUCAACGCCAACCCAUUUCACCCGGGACAGGAAUAAGAUUCCGUUUUUAAGAUAUAUAUAUUUUUAUAGAACUCCCUCAUUCUUUAACCCAAGUUCCACCGCCUCCACAGUGGAAGAGACUUACAUACUGAUAGUUCACUAGUGUCAAUUACAAGAUGGAAAAACUGUUGGUCAUUGCAUUUUAUUGUGACUUAACCUUUGCUGAAACACCUGCGGUAGAUAACAGAAUUGUACACUGUCUGAAUAGGAUUUUAAACGAUCAAGCAUGGAGGCUAUUCAUAGAUCACUUGGUUGGUUUGUUUAGGCUUGAAUCUGUACAGAAUUGAUCUUUAUAUUCAUAAUAAUUAAUGUGUUGUGGUUUUCUUUGAAUCGUAAUAGGGUUUUUGUAUUAAAUUAUAAAAUUGUAUUAAAACUAUAAAAU
Oncorhynchus mykiss (rainbow trout) is the source of this 1272-nucleotide messenger RNA. RefSeq names its product transmembrane protein 238. The record is from RefSeq and is a predicted model, not a curated record. Lineage: Eukaryota; Metazoa; Chordata; Actinopteri; Salmoniformes; Salmonidae.